Molecule: messenger RNA, 771 nt
Organism: Linum tenue
Lineage: Eukaryota; Viridiplantae; Streptophyta; Magnoliopsida; Malpighiales; Linaceae
Source: the annotation of a GenBank genome assembly
CUCUAUUUUUUCGGUCCUACAUUCACCAUCGACAUUUCGCCUCCUCAGGCGGCGGCGGCGACUUACUCCCUCUCCCAGCCGGAGACCCAGCGGUUAUUUCUGAAGCAUAGGGUUUCGUCCGUUGUGGAGGGAGAAGAAGACGAGGAUGGGUUAGUGGGUUCGAUCUCGAUAUCCAACCGCAGUCGUUUUGGCCUUCCGAUGGCUAGAUCUGGGAAAUCGCUCGAAGAUUCUUCCGAUAGCCCGUCUUCAUCCGUCCGCGCUCCCGACGACAGCGACGAGGAAGAGGAAGACGACGGAGAGAGCAAUAGCAGCAACGGUGCAUCGUCGUCUAUGAAGAAAGGCCUCGGCUCUCUCGGCUCCAUGGACGCCUUGGAGGACUCUCUCCCCCCAAAGAAGGGAUUGUCGAAUUACUUCGCCGGGAAAUCGAAGUCUUUCGCGAGCUUGUCCGAUGCGUGCUUGGCGGUGAGCCAAGCGAAGGAUCUGGAAAAGCCGGAGCACCCGUUCAACAAGCGGAGGAGAAUUCUGAUGGCGAACAAGUGGUCGAGGAGAUCGUCGUUCUACAGCUGGCAUAACCCUAAAUCCAUGCCGCUGCUCACAUUGAACGAAGACGACGACGAAAGCGGCGACCACAAUCGCCGCCGGGGGAACGAAGAAGACGACGAAGAGGAAGAAGACCGUCGUGAAAGCCUCUCGUCGUCCUCGUCGUCGGAUAAGGAUGAAGAGGAUGGGAGACGAGCGCAGAUGGAGAGAACGAGUUGUUGUCGUCUGUGA